Messenger RNA from Diplodia corticola, 1014 nucleotides. RefSeq lists its product as uncharacterized. Bases 1 to 1014 code for a protein of 337 amino acids. The transcript is spliced from 2 exons. Lineage: Eukaryota; Fungi; Ascomycota; Dothideomycetes; Botryosphaeriales; Botryosphaeriaceae. The record is from RefSeq and is a predicted model, not a curated record.
AUGGCCACCAGCAAGCCACCAGUCGACUACCUCAUCACCGGCGCCACAGGCGGCCUGGGCACCGCCAUCCUGUCGACGCUGCUCAAGAACGGCGUGCCGACGUCCGCCAUCGCCGUCGGGUCGACGCGCGAGCACCUGGGCUCGACCUACGAGGCCCGUGGCCUGCAGUUCCGGCACACCAACUUCGAGAGCAUCACCUCGCUCAUGCGCGCCUUCCAGGGCGUCAAGAAGCUCUUCUUCGUCUCGACCAACACCUUCGACAACGAGAAGCGCAUGCAGCAGCACCGCAACGUCGUCACCGCCGCCGAGCAGGCCGGCGUGGGCCGCGUCUACUACUCCAGCCUCGGCAUCGGUGGCGUCGACGGCCAGCCGCACGAGGUCGACCUGAUGGUGGCGCAUCUCGAGACGGAGAAGAUGCUGCGCCAGUCGCAGCUCGUGUGGACCAACAUCCGCGAGGGCGUGUAUGCCGACGCGUUUCCCGUCUUUCUGAACUGGUACCCCAAGGAUCCGCAGCAGGUGCUGUGCCUGCCGUGCGACGGCGAGGUGGCGUUUGCGCUGCGGGACGAGCUGGGCGAGGCCACGGCCAAGUUGAUGAUGAGGGACGGGUUUGAAAAGCAGAACGUUCUCCUCACCGGCCCGCGCGCCAUCAAGCUCUCGGCCCUAGCGAGCGUCAUCAACCAGGCCUCCAGCCGCGCGGUGCGGAUGGAGUUUGUCUCGGACGAGGAAUACGUCAAGCGCAGCGCGCAAAGGGAUAUCGGCAGGAAAAACGAGGAAUUCUUUCGCAAUUGGGCAACGCUGCUACACAGCUUCGAGGCGGGCAAAGCUGCGACCGUCUCGCCGCUGAUGGGCCAGCUGUUGGGUCGCCAGCCAAGGGAUGGCGAGCAGGCAGUGAGGCUGCUGCUGCAGCGCGACAGGGACUACACCUGGCAUCAGAAUUACAUCAAGAAGGGGGAGAAGGGAGCUUCCAAGGGUUCCAUAACCGAGUUCAUGAAGAUGGGAUGUUGUUUCGUCUGA